Molecule: messenger RNA, 848 nt
Organism: Megalops cyprinoides (Indo-Pacific tarpon)
Lineage: Eukaryota; Metazoa; Chordata; Actinopteri; Elopiformes; Megalopidae
Product: yjeF N-terminal domain-containing protein 3-like
Exons: 6
Coding region: 105-848 (247 amino acids)
Cellular component (GO): mitochondrion
Molecular function (GO): NAD(P)HX epimerase activity
Source: RefSeq, a predicted model, not a curated record
GAGUGCUCUGAGAAGCCAGCGCUGAAUUUUCUACCCCGUUUUUUUUUUUUUUUUGCUGAAGAGUGUCUCCCGGCAGACGUUUGAUUGGCCUGCUGCAGACCGGCAUGAUGAACCAGGGUCACACAGAAGCAGAGACGGAGAGCUCUGAGCCCCUGCGCUACCUGAGCAAAGUAGAGGCGGCUGCCAUAGAGACAGAGCUGCUGAAGGACUAUCGGUUCGGGCAACAGCAGCUGAUCGAGAUCUGGGGCCACGCCUGUGCCAUCGGCAUUGCCAAGGCCUUCCCGCUGAGUUCGCUGGGUAAGAGGCAGCCCACGGUUCUGGUGGUGUGCGGUCCGGAUCAGAAUGGCUGCAUCGGGCUGGUGUGCGCCCGACACCUGCGCAUGUUUGAGUAUGAGCCCACCAUCUUCUACCCCAAGCGCUCCCCCCACACCGUGCAUCAGGACUUCACAGUUCAGUGUGAGAAGAUGGACAUCCCCUUCCUCUCUUACCUGCCCACUGAGGUGCAGCUCAUAAACGAUGCCUAUAACCUGGUGGUUGACGCCAUUCUGGGACCCGAGACGGACCCCGCGGACGUGAGAGAGCCGUACGCUGGGAUCCUCCUCACCCUCAAGCAGGUCAAGAUCCCCAUCGCCAGUCUGGACAUGCCAUCAGGUUGGCACAUGGAGGGCAACAACACCGAGGGCAUAAACCCGGACGUGCUCAUCUCCCUCAUGGCACCCAAGAAGUGCGCCACCAGCUUCUCCGGGAAGCACUUCCUGGCCGGCCGCUUCCUGCCCUUUGACCUCCAGAGGAAGUACGAGCUAAACCUGCCGGACUACUCCGGAACAGACUGCCUGGUAGAACUGUAA